Messenger RNA from Acanthochromis polyacanthus (spiny chromis), 4673 nucleotides. It is a transcript of the gene brip1, whose product is annotated as BRCA1 interacting helicase 1. The transcript is spliced from 20 exons. Lineage: Eukaryota; Metazoa; Chordata; Actinopteri; Pomacentridae. Gene Ontology annotation, molecular function: DNA binding; ATP binding; DNA helicase activity. Gene Ontology annotation, cellular component: nucleus. The coding region runs from base 274 to 3945 and encodes 1223 amino acids. The record is from RefSeq and is a predicted model, not a curated record. Gene Ontology annotation, biological process: nucleotide-excision repair; double-strand break repair involved in meiotic recombination.
GUGCAACACUGCUAGCAUCCUGGCAGGGAACUAAUGUGAUUUUCAGAGCGGGAAGAAACAUGGGAAGAACAGGGAAAACAUAACCAGCUUUUGUUCGCCAAAUUCGUCUCUUUUAUAUCUGUCCUAACAUUUUUGUUGUUCUGAGCAGCGUCACCAGUUUUAUCAUGGGACAUCAUGCCAAGAAUGAGCCAAAGUAACGUAAAGGAGGACUUAGCAUUAGCUCCUAGGUAGCCGGUGAUAGCUUCCCAGUGACCAGUCAGCAGACACAGGAACAUGGCCACAUCCAGGGUGGAGUACACCAUAGGAGGGGUGAAGAUCCACUUCCCCUGCAAGGCUUACCCAUCCCAGCUGGCAAUGAUGAAUUCAAUUGUGCGAGGGUUGAACUAUGGGCAGCACUGCCUUCUGGAGAGUCCUACAGGAAGUGGAAAGAGUUUGGCUCUGCUCUGCUCAGCUCUGGGAUGGCAGAAAGCUCAGUGUGUUAAAAUGCAAGAAGGACGGAGUUCUGUGAAGGACAAAAGCCUGUCAGAUGCCCCCACACCUUGUCAGUGUGUGUGCCACAGUAAACCCAGUAAGACUGUGGAUACAGCAGCAACCAAACCUGCUGUUGUGGACCUCACUGUGUCACCCUGCAAAGAAACAGCUCAGCCGCCCCCUCCUGCACCCAAACAUAUGUCUUUACCAGAGGAAUCACAACCCAAAGAAAAGUCUAUAGCCUCUCGUCUGUCUGAGAAGUUCCGCGCUUCUCACAACUGUGAGAAAGACGACGACUUUCAGCCAGACAGGAAACGUAUUCGCACUGCAGAGAUCAAGAGCCGGAAAAAGCAGCGUCUGGAGCAGGGAGUCGUGUUCAUAGAUGAUGAACCGGAGCAGGAAAAUGAGCCAGCAGGUCCUCAGGAUUGGAGUACAGAGACCAACAGCCAGGCACCUGGUUUACCCUCAUCCUGCAGUGAUCCUGAACCCUGUUCACGCUGCCCAUGUGCUUCAGCUAAAGACGGUGUGAAGGACAAAGACAAAGAUGGCAGUAAAAAGAUUCCUAAGAUCUUCUUCGGCACUCGUACACAUAAACAGAUAACUCAGAUCACCCAUGAGUUGAAGCGCACUGUUUACUCCCAUGUGCCCAUGACCAUCUUAUCCAGUAGAGAUCACACCUGUGUCAACCAGGAAGUGGCGCCUCACUCCAACCGCAAUGAGCGAUGCAAAGAUCUGCUGGACGCCAAAGAUGGCCGGUCAUGCCGCUACUACCAUGGUGUCCAGAAGAUGCGAGACCAGUACACACUACAGCACGUCCACGGACUGCAUGAUGCAUGGGACAUUGAGGAGCUGGUAACACUGGGGAAACGGCUCCGCUCAUGCUCUUACUAUGCUGCCCGUGAGCUUAUGGAGAGCGCCUCUAUCAUCUUUUGCCCAUAUAACUACCUCCUGGACCCGAUGAUCAGAGAGAGCAUGGACAUUGACCUUGCAGGACAAAUUUUGGUGUUGGAUGAGGCUCACAACAUUGAGGACUGUGCCAGGGAGAGUGCCAGCUUCACAUUACAGUACAACAGUCUGCUUAUGUCAAGAGAUGAGCUGGAUGGGAUGGUCAACAGCAACAUCAGACGCUCCAGUCACGAGCCACUCAGGGACUUCUGCUACAGCCUGAUCAACUGGAUCCAGGAGAGCCAAAGCCUGAUGUCUGAGCGGGGAUACGAGAGCGCCAGUAAAGUUUGGAGUGGGAAAGACAUACUGAGCAUCUUUCAUGGAUUGGGUAUCACUGCUGGCACUUUCAGCAUUCUGAAGCAAAAUCUGGCAGAAGUGUUGGAGAAGGAGGAGCGUGUUGGUGUGGUUAAUGGUAGAGACGACAUGGUGCAGGUCCCGACCAUCAGCACAGCUACCGCCACCGUCCUCAAAAACCUCUUCAUGGUGCUGGACUUUCUCUACAGGGACAACUGCAGGUUUGCUGAGGACUACCGGGUAGCCCUGCAGAAGACCUAUGCUUGGACGAAUCAGGUCCCUCCUGAUGUCCCUGAUGCUCAGGGCUUUUUCGUUCGACCUCGUCACCGACAGCGCCAGAGUGUCAGAGUCAAGGCAGAAGUCCUGACACUGAGUUUCUGGUGCCUGAACCCUGCUGUGGCUUUCUCUGACUUGAGUGGGUCGGUGCACAGCAUUGUGCUGACAUCAGGAACUCUGUCACCCAUGGGCUCCUUCUCCUCUGAACUUGGGGUGAAAUUCUCAAUCCAGCUGGAGGCCAACCACGUGAUCAACAAGUCCCAGGUUUGGGUGGGAACUGUUGGUGCAGGACCUCAAGGCAAAAAACUCUGUGCCACCUUUCAGCACACUGAAACGUAUACUUUCCAGGACGAAGUGGGUGCCCUGCUGCUCCAUGUCUGCCAGGUCAUGGCCAAGGGUGUGCUGUGCUUCUUGCCUUCCUACAAGAUGCUGGACAAGCUGAGAGACCGAUGGACCAACACUGGUCUCUGGGAGAAGCUAGAACAACAGAAAACCGUGAUCACAGAGCCGCGUGGUGGAGCCAAGGGGGAUUUCGACAAGCUGCUUCAGACGUACUAUGAUGCCAUCAAAUACUGUGAGGGAAGAGAUGGUGCAUUGCUGAUUGCUGUGUGUCGGGGUAAAGUGAGCGAAGGCCUCGACUUUACAGAUGACAAUGCCAGGGCAGUGGUCACCAUUGGAAUUCCUUUCCCAAACAUCAAAGACCUCCAGGUAGAACUGAAGAUGAAGUACAAUGACCAGCACUGCAGCUCUAGAGGUCUUCUCCCAGGUCAUCGCUGGUAUGAAAUCCAGGCCUACAGAGCUCUAAACCAGGCCCUAGGAAGGUGUAUCCGUCACAGGAAUGACUGGGGUGCCCUAAUUCUUGUGGAUGAUCGGUACAGGAAUAAUCCUAAUAAGUACAUCACAGGUCUGUCUAAAUGGGUCCGCCAGCUCGUCCAGCAUCAUGACACCUUCCACAAUGCCAUGCAGUCUCUGGCAGCAUUCUCUCAGGGGCAGCAGAAGGUGGAGGUGGCUUCUGUGUCUGCAGAACUCAGCCCUACUGCCUCCUCUCCCAGCCCUCACUUAGUAGCAACUGUAGAGGAACAGAGCUUACCCAAGGCCUCAGAGCUUCGGAUACCCAGCUCAUGUGUCAAACCGCCUGAACCCCAGCCGGACACAAGCCCUUCAGUCUGCCAUUUUUUUUCUCUUACACAGCUGAAAGGUGAAGAGAAUAAAAAAACAGAACAAUUGAAGAUGCCGCAUGUUCCCCCAGCUGAGCCUCGCUCACGUCCAAAAACAACAGAUCAGGCUCUGUUCCCCAUUUUCACCUCCAGCUCCAUCAGCACCUCCUUUAAGAAGCCAAUCUUUCGAAGAAGAGCACUCGAUAAUUCCAGCCAGCCCUUGGAAACUUUCAAUCAUCCUGAGGACAAAGAGAAUCAUCAGAUCUCCUCUCCACCAUUAAAGACUGACGGGGUUUGUCUUGAACAAAAGGCUGGAAACAAUUCCAGUGAAAUCAAUGUGGAAUCAAGCUGUCAGGCUCCACAAUCUUCUACAGGAACAGCCCCUCCUUGCUAUAAAAGUGAAUCAGCCUCGUCAGAUGAUUCAGAUGACGAGGACCAGACGAUUUUUUUUACUCCAGAACUUUUUGAGGAAGAGGAUGAUGAAGGCAGCCCACAGAAAGAGAUGAAGACCGAGUCGCCGUCCUGGAUGGUCUUCAAGACAGAGAGCCCAGCCCUGCUGUCAGAGGAACUUUUUGGCUCUGAGCAGGCCCAAGGGCAAGCCUCUGCUUUUGAUGGACAGAGUGCUAUUUCAGUCAGUAAGAAAAGCACAGAGCUGUCACAGGGACAGAAAGAAGAAAUCAGAGGACAGAAGCAAGGUGAGGAGAGAGAGGAGGUUGAAACCCAGAACAGACAGACAGGCAGUAAGCUCCGCAGGCUGUCUAGGUCCAAGCAGAAAGCUCCCUGCACUUCAACAGGUAACUAACAACCUGGAUAGAAGCAAUAGUGUAGACAAAGCUGAAAAUCUUAGGAAACGAUGUGCUGAAUGCAUAUUAUUUUGGCAGAUGUUUUGGCUACAAAUUUUACAGGUAGAUUCAUUGUGAAACAGAUUGCAGCACAGUUUAAAAUACCACAUUCUCUUCAUUCCAUAUUUUUUAUUUUUUUUAUUGAUGUUCUUCAGUUCGUCUUUCAGAAUUUCUUGAACACUUUGUUGUGAACUGUCUCAGUGGGUUACAGCUGCCUCAGGCAAUUAGCCCACACACUAAUACCACACAUGCAGUCCACGAUGAGGCUUCAGCCAUCUCAGAUCUGCUUCUUAUGUAGUGUGACAGCUCAUCUUAUUAAAGCUUGUUCUCAGUUAAAAAAAAAAACACAUAGCUAACCAACAAUAUUGAAAUUGCUCCACUGAUUGAAUGUCUGUUUAAACAAAUCAUUAAAAUACAAAAGCAGGAACUCAUUUGUUUCUAUACAAGUGCCUAAUCAUUUAGUUCUGUUUUAAUGAUGUUUGUAGAUUAUGGGUGAGGAACAUGGAUGCUUUAGGCAUGCCUGAUUUAACACAAAGAAGGGACAUUUAUUAUUUUCAAUUACAUUUCCAACUAUGUAAUUAUAUACUGUAAGCCAAAGUGAUAUUAGUGUGUGAAUAUACAUUGGCUCCACCUUCGGUAUAAGCUUACAUACAUUGUAGUCACAAUAAAAUUAAAUGCCAGCAUUUCA